Pimephales promelas (fathead minnow) is the source of this 2696-nucleotide messenger RNA. The record is from RefSeq and is a predicted model, not a curated record. Lineage: Eukaryota; Metazoa; Chordata; Actinopteri; Cypriniformes; Leuciscidae.
CUGUUGUUUUCAGUAUUUCGCUCACUUUAUAGUAGACUCAUCACAUUGAGUGACUGCUCUAGGCUGCCUCGGGUCGCACCACGAUCGAGCAUCUCGGCGGCUGGGCUCACAUCCUCAGUCGGCAUGAGAGGAAGGACACGGCGGCUGCGGAGAACCGACUGCGCCGUGACAAUUACAAUUCGCACCAGAUUUCUACCGACGUAGUCAACAGCACCGUUUUUUUCUUUCAGUUAACAAGGGUCAGACAACGUCGCUGGAAAGAGAGUCUACAAGACGUCAGACUAUCUAGUGAGCUGCCUACAGACAGAUUUGUUUUGGGCAUCAUACCGCGUUCGCGGGUGCUCUGGGCAGCAUUCAUUCACAGUCGCUGUCCACACACACAUGUACAGUAUGUGUGAACGUGCGGAGAAGUUGAAGAUGCCACUCUAAAUCAUCCGUACACUUGGAUCGACGUGAUAUGAAGCUGGUCACGAUUGCUGAAGAGACAGAUAUCACACGCGAGUCCCGCGGAUAUAAAGGAAUAAGGAGAUUUAAUUCUACCAAACUACCUGCAAGUGCUGGACUACUCACACAGAUAACAAGCCAUUUUCUAUGGAUCCAUUGAUCGUCGUCUUCUCAAACCACACAGCUCGUUCCUACAAGCUCAUCUGAGUCCUGCAAGCAGAUGCUGUCCAGAUUCUGCAGAUGCUGUCCUUCUGCGCAAAAACCUAAAAUUCCCCUGAGAUGACACGAAGAGAGAGACUGAGCUUCAGCGAGGAUCACAGGGUGAGAGGAAGGUUGCAGACAUUGUGGAAAGAGCAUGGAAGCAAGUGGGAGAUCACACCAGUAGUAUUUCCAUCAUGAGACUGGUGUUAAAGUACCUGGACAAGAUGAGGUGUUUCCGGAAACGUUCCACCAUUCCUUUUCUGGUGGCUCUGAUUACUUUCCUGCUCUUCAUAAACCUCUACAUGGAGGAUGGCUACGUGCUGGAGGAAGAUAAACGUCAGUUGCGGGAAACCUCAAUGCAUCCGCUGAACUCGGAGCGAUAUGUUCAUACCUUUAAAGAAAUCACAAAUUUUUCUGGAACAAUCAAUGUGACUUAUCGGUACCUUGCUGGAACACCUUUACCUCGAAAGAAGUAUCUCACUAUUGGAUUGUCAUCUGUGAAAAGAAAACGAGGAAACUACCUGUUGGAGACCAUCAAGUCCAUUUUUGACCAAUCAAGCUACGAGGAGCUCAAGGAGAUUGUUGUGGUUGUCCACUUGGCAGACUUCGACCUGGCGUGGUGCGAGAGCCUAGUUCAGGAAAUCUCAAGGAAAUUCGGCCACCACAUCAUUGCAGGACGGCUGCUGGUCAUCCAUGCACCUGAGGAGUACUACCCGUCCCUGGAUGGGUUGAAGAGAAAUUAUAACGAUCCGGAGGAUAGAGUACGCUUCCGCUCCAAACAGAAUGUAGAUUACGCGUUUCUGCUCAACUUCUGCACCAACCUGUCAGACUUCUACAUGAUGUUGGAGGAUGAUGUGCGCUGCUCCCGAAACUUCCUUACUGCUUUGAAGAAAGUAGUGUCAUCUAGGGAGGGAUCAUAUUGGGUGAUGCUGGAAUUCUCCAAACUGGGAUACAUAGGGAAGCUGUACCACUCACGAGACCUUCCCAGACUUGCACAUUUCCUGCUCAUGUUCUAUCAGGAGAUGCCUUGCGAUUGGCUUCUUAUCCAUUUCCGAGGCCUACUGGCCCAGAAAGAUGCGAUUCGCUUCAAGCCAUCCCUUUUCCAACACAUGGGCUACUAUUCCUCGUAUAAGGGUGCAGAAAACAAACUUAAGGAUGAUGACUUUGAGGAAGACUCCCUUGAUAUCCCAGACAAUCCACCUGCCAGUUUAUACACAAACAUAAAUGUGUUUGAGAGCUAUGAUGCUGCCAAAGCUUACAGUAGCGUGGACGAGUACUUUUGGGGCAAGGCCCCGUCCACUGGGGACUUUUAUGUUAUAGUGUUCAACAAGGCAACAAAAAUCAGCAAAAUCAAGAUCAUCACAGGAACAGAUGAUCGCCAGAAUGACAUUUUGCAUCAUGGAGCUCUGGAAGUGGGAGAGAAAUUGAUAGGAACCAAAAAAGGAAGGCAGUGCUCCUCCUAUAUAACUUUAGGGGAAUUUAAAAAUGGAAACAUUGAGGUUUAUGAUGUGGACCACAAGAUAGGAUUUGAUAUUGAGUGUGUUCGCAUUGUGGUGACGGCAAGUCAGAAAGAAUGGCUUAUCAUUAGAAGCAUAAGCCUCUGGACUACACAAAGUGCCGGUCAAUGAGAACUUUUUUGAACCGUAGCUCAAGGCACAAGUAUCUGUUUAUUUAUCUAUUUAUUGAUUUAUUUAUUUAUUUAUGCAAUUAUUUAUUUACUCUCACAUGAUAAAUCUUUAUUUAUUCAUAAAGGAAAGUUUAAAAGCAGUAUAAGAUUUCACACAUCAAAGGGAGGUGUAGGCUUCUCCCUUUUACCAUUAUUACUCCGAAAUGUGUUCUCCUCAUCAAAAACCUUCGUCUCAGUUGUUUUUGCCUUACUUUCCAGUGAAGAUUCCUAGACAUCUUUAAAAUCAGGUUUGUUUAUUUGAGAAACAAAAUGAAUAUAUUUUUUAAUUAAAACUUUUUCUUACUUGAGUCAUGCAUCUAUUAAAGGGAUACUGCACUGUUUUUUUCAUAUUAAACUAUGUUAUUCCCUUAACUAAGACGAGUUG